This is a messenger RNA of Sus scrofa (pig), 7324 nucleotides long. NCBI's taxonomy places the organism in Eukaryota, Metazoa, Chordata, Mammalia, Artiodactyla, Suidae. The record is from RefSeq and is a predicted model, not a curated record.
GCUGGGCACUCACUGAUGUUCUCCAGCUUCAGGUUGCCACCCUUGAACAGGGAAAAGGUGCUCAGUGCCAGCUUCCGAUGCAGCUGCCAGGAGGUACCAUGGUCGGCGAAGGCAAUCCCCUUUUGGUUGUCUGACAGGAUGUCUAGAGUCAUCUUUGGAAAGCAGGAAAGGACACAGCCAUCAGACUCCAUCCACUCGCCCUCUCCCAGGGCCUCCUGCACUCAUUCCCCUUCCUGAGGAAGAAGGCAGGUCCCUGCCGUGCUGGCCUCCGUGUGGGGCCACCCUGCUGUGCUCCACCAUGACCAGAAGGCCUUGGCAGGACAGGGCCCAAGGGCCCACUAUCCCCACCUCCAUCAGAGAGACAGAGGGAGGAAAGUAUCCUGACUUCGAAUGCAGAGGUCCUGGGAUUCAGUUUCUGACCAGGGAAGACAGCUGCGGAUGGGAUCAGCUCGAGUUGAUGGGAGCAGGAGCUGGUGCGCUCGCAGAGGUUGAGGACAACCCAGUCCCUGGCCUUUCUCUGGGCCCUCCAGCACCUGUAUUUGGCAGUGAUCUUUGGAGACUUCUACAGCAUUAUAGAACCAUGUAAGAUGAGGCACACAAGUUGCAGAGGUUGAAACAUUUCCAGUCACACAACUAAACAGCAGAAUUGGGACUGUAACCCAGACCUUCUGAUUUUAAACCAUGGGUUUACUGAAGUUGUCCUCCAUCCCCUCAAUCGAUGUCUGCGUGGGCCCUGUCUUCUUCAGGAUAUCAACUGAGUAUUUUAAAUGAAUUUAAAAUUUGCAAAGCGCAACCUCCGCUAGGCGCAUGCGUCCCUCCCUAACGACGUCUCCUUGCCUUCCGCUUUGCGCCUCUUUUGGCCCCAGCGACUUGCCAUCGCCCGUGAGGAGGUGCUCACUAUUUGAAGUGAUGGCGACUGGGACCCCAGAUUCGCAAGCACGAUUUGGUCAGUCCGUGAAGGGGCUUCUCACAGAGAAGGUGAACACCUGUGGUACUGACGUGAUUGCGCUCACCAAGCAGGUGCUGAAGGGCUCCCGGAGCUCUGAGCUGUUAGGUCAGGCAGCUCGAAACAUGGUACUACAGGAAGAUGCCAUCUUGCACUCAGAGGAUAGUUUAAGGAAAAUGGCCAUAAUAACAACACAUCUUCAAUACCAGCAAGAAGCUAUUCAGAAGAACGUUGAGCAAUCAUCAAAUCUACAGGACCAGUUGAAUCACCUCUUGAAAUAGAACAGCUUACAAGGGGGCAAAGGCACUUCUUCACCUGACACUGAGGAGGAGAUAUCUUACAUAAUUAUUGUGCUGUGGGUUUGAUUUUCCCUUUUCUUCUCCGAACGUUAUGUUAGAAAAGAAUCUGUGAAGAUGAAUAGUUUCUCCUGAAAGAAAGCUAGGUGAUUGAAUUUCAGAAGCACUUCUUGAAUCAGAUCUACCCAGUCUCUUAUUGAAUUUUUAAGUUGCCUUUCUUGAUGUUAAAGCAGAAUUAAAAGAUGUCUUACCAUGGACAUCCCAUAGACUCUUAGUAUGUCAAAAGUCACAUUAUCUAAAUGUUAUUUCUUAAGCAAAUACUGAGUAAUGUUUUAAAUUCAGACAUAGAGCUUCUAUUGUGAACAUAUAAGAAUAAUUAAUAUUGUGAACAUUUAAGAAUAAUUAAUAUUCUUUUUUAAAGACUUUUUUUCUUCUAAUCAUACAUUCAGGAAACAUUUUAAUUUCAUGGUCAGAGAAUGGCAAUAGGUAAUACCUGUUGUUUUCUUUUCUAAUAACUGAGAGGAGAUACUUACUUUGUUACAGCAAAUUCCUAAAUGAAAAGGAGGCAAAUGAUAGCAUAUCUGGCCAGCUGCAACCUCCUGCCUUGACCUUCAUUCCUAGGUUUUCUUUGUUGUUGUGACACUUGAUUAAGUGGCCUUGAGGUCAUUUUGUAAUUUUGCUAGUCAUUAGCAAAUUCACUUUUUUUUUUUUUUUUUUUGUCUUUUUAGCUAUUUCUUGGGCCGAUCCUGCGGCAUGUGGAGGUUCCCAGGCUAGGGGUCGAAUUGGAGCUGUAGCCACCGGCCUACGCCAGAGCCACAGCAACUCGGGAUCCGAGCCGAAUCUGCGACCUACACCACAGCCCACUGAGCAAGGGCAGGGACCGAACCCGCAAUCUCAUGGUUCCUAGUCGGAUUCGUUAACCGCUGCGCCACGACGGGAACUCCCAGCAAAUUCACUUUUAUGACAUUAUUGCCAGAUGGGAACGCAGUUGAAUUACUGUAAGUCACUGGGGUGUAGGGUUGUGCCCUGGAGAGAAAACCUUAUGUUUGUAGACAUUUACCUAUGCUCAUUGAAUUUGUCUCAUUAAAUGCCAUUACCAUUAUCUCCUGUCAGGUCUGAAUGUCUAUACUUUGCUUGAAUAUAAAAUGGGACUCCAGGAGUCCCUGUUGUGACUCAGUGGUAACAGACCCGACUAGUAUCCAUGAGGAUGAAGAGGGUUCAGUCCCUGGCCUUGCUCAGUGGGUUAAGGAUCCAGCUACACUCUGAUUCGACCCCUAGCCUGGGACCUUCCAUAUGCCGUGAGUGCAACCCUAAAAAAAAAGAAAAAAGAAAAUGGUGUUUUUACUGAAAGAAAAAAAAAAAGCAAAUAUGAGUCCAGUUUAAUUCAUAUUGUAUAUCAUCAGGUUACUGCAUUUUAUAUAUACGCAUAUUAAGGUAAAAAGAACUAUGAAUAUAGGAAUUCACUUAUUCAUUCAUUCUAUAAACAUUUAUUACAAUUAAAUGUAAACAGGUUCAAUUUACCUUAAAAAGAAGGGCUGCAAACUUACAGCAAUUCUCACGUAAGAGUAAAACAUUUGAAGCAUUAUCUGUCACACUUUCUUUUUUCUUUUUUUCUUUUUGGCCAUGGCCACAGCAUGCAGCUGCAGUCACAACGCCAGAUCCUUAACCUGCUGAGACACCAGGGAACUCCUAUUACAGUUUUUAUUCAACAGUCUGCUAAAAGUCACACCUGGUGCGGAAAUUUAAAUUAAAGGUAAAUAUUAGCAUUGGAGAGACAAAUUGUUAUCUUACAGUAGGAUUAUCUACCUAGAACAUCUAAGGACUGAUUAAACCAAAAAAAAAAAAAAAAAAAUCAGCAGUUUAGAAAACAAAACCAAGUUCAACCAUCUAAGUAUACAGGAAGCAAAGAAAUCUUUCUUUUUUUUUUUUUUAGAGCCAUACCCAUGGCAUAUGGAGAUUCCCAGGCUAGGGGUCAAAUCAGAGCUACAGAUGCUGGCCUACACUACAGCCACAGCAAUGCCAGAUCUUAGCCGUGUCUGUAACCUAUACCACAGCUCAUGGCAAUGCCGGAUACUUAACCCAUUGAGCGAGGCUGGGGUGAACCCACAACCUCAUGGUUCCUAGUUGGAUUCGUUUCUGCUGCGCCAUAACGGGAACUCCCAAAGAAACAUUUAAGAGGGAAAAAAAAUAAAGGUGUGGUCUAUGUUUUCUUCAUCAUAUUGGAACAAAUUUUUAUUUUAUUUUAUUGAAGUAUAGUUGACUUACAAUGCUGUAUUAGUUUCAGGUAUAUAGCAAAGUGAAUCAGUUACAUAUAUACAUAUUCCAUUCUUUUUUUUCCAUAUAGGUUAUUACAACUAAUGAGUAGAUUUCCCUGUGCUAUAUAGUGUGUCCUUGAUAAUUAUCUACUUUAUUGGAACAAUUUUUUUUGGCCGUGUCCGGAGUAUGUGGAAGUUCCGAGGUCAGGGAUGGAGCCUGCAUCACGCAGUGACCCAAGCCACUGCAGUGACAACACCAGAUCCUUAACCUGCUCUGCCGCAAGAGAAUUCCAUAUUGGAACAAAUAUUAAAGAAGCAGUGAUUUCUUAUAUUAUACCUAAUAAAAUACAUUCCACAAUCAAAAUUUUAAUGGUAAAUAUGAAAUUUACAUUAAAUAACGAAAACCUAAUAGUACUGCUUUAGUCAUUCUAAAGAACAUCAUGCCAAAAUACAUGAAAGAAAAUAGACAGAAAUGAGAACAGGCAGAAAUGUAUGCAUAAUUUAAUAGGUUUUUUUGUAGAAAUAGGUUAUGUAGAAUUAAAUGGUGAUCAAACAUGGAGACAAGAUAAUUCUUAACAUUUGGGUUGUAGAGGAUAUGUUGGAGGAUAAUUUCAAAAUAAUGAAAAUCCUAGGAGUUCCCUGGUGGUUCAGCAAGUUAAGGAUCUGGUGGUGUCACUGCUGUGGCUUGGAUUGCUGCUUUGGUGUGGGUUUGAUCCCUGGUCCAGGAAGUUCCACAUGCCACAGGUGCGGCCAAAAAAAGAGAUAAUAAUUAAAAUUCAGAUUUUGUGCAAGCCAAUUUAUGUGAUGAUAUUCAAGUGGUACUCUAAAGAGAAAAAAAAAUCAUGCUUUAAAUCUCUGUAUUGGGGAAAGGUGAAAAGAAAUGCUUUCUUUUUGUUUUUUUAAAGGAGUUUGUAGUUAGAAUUUGGAAAAAGAACAUAAGAGAACAAAAGAAAUCAAAGUGGAAUAAGAAAACCAAGCAUGAAUGACAAAAAUUUGAAAAAAAAAAUUGAAAAAUUUCAAAAGUGAAGCCAUUCAUUCGUCCUUAUAGAUUCAGUUGGUAAAGUGUCAGCUCAAUCAUAAAAGUACAAAUUAGUAAAGUUAUAAUUGACCUUUACAUAUAAAAUAUAUAUAAAGGUAUAUAUAUAUAUAAAAUAAAUCAAUUAGAUUUGUCAGCUUGAUGCUAAAAAUUUAAUUACUAGUAUCAAAAUGUCUGGCUCCUUAUAAAGAUAUAAUAUAAAACCUGUAUUUAAAAGAGAGUAUGUCCAGAUUGGUCAGAGAAAUAAUCCGUAAAUUGUCAAAAACAACCAAUUAAAAUGUCAUUUGCUUGCAGUAGCUGUCCUGACACUUUUUCAUUCCAUAUACUCCCAAAGUAUAGAAAAUGAUAGCAAGAUACCCAGCCCUUUGCUGAAGUAGAUGCAAUUUUCAUUAAAAAAAAAGAUAAUAUAAAGAAAUUUAGGAGAUUAUUAUUUAUGAACAUAGAUGCAAAAAUCCUAAUAAAAUCUUAGAAAAGUUGAGUGGAGAAAUAUUUGGAAGACUUGCUGAAAUAAUUCCAGAAUUACAAAAUUGAUACAACAGCUACAAAACACAUUACAUUAAUAACAACAGAAUCACACAUUACUGUAAUAUACACUAAAAAGGCAUUUGAACAAAACUCAACUUCUAAUUAAAACUUAAACAGAAAAUCUUUCUAAAAAGUAUGUUUUAGAAGAAUUAUAGAACCCCAGAAUAUUAGAGCUGUAUGGGGCCUCACAAGUGAUUAAAUUCUGGCCCCAUGUUUUACAGAUGAAAAAACAUUAGCCAGGAAGAUUAAAUGACUUACCCAAGGUCACUGAACUUGAUGGUAGAUCUUUUGACUACUACUAGUCUAGCUUGCAGUUAUCGAUUACUUUUCUUCUAAAUUGAAGUGCUACCUGUCAUUUCUAGUAUUUACUACAAAGGAAAGUUUCUUGGAAGUAAUUGAAUCCAAUCCACUUUCCCCUGCUACUUCAUCUCUAGUAAGUAAACAACCAGAUGGUCAUCUAGCUUCUGCUUGAAAACUUCUCAUGUUUGGAGAAUCCUUUACAUAGGGGUGCUGGCCAUUUUGGAAAAUGGUCCUGUGUAUUGCACCAAAAUCUGCCUAUCUGGAAUCAUCCUGGGAUUGUCAGACCAGUAGUUUCUGAGGUGGAAUGUGUGAAGGUAUGCACAAAGUCAUCCUUGGAGGUAAGGGAAGAAAAUAUGCAAAUAUCUAUGUAUAUUUAAUUUUUUUUAACCUUAAAAAGAGAAAAUUAGUUUUGGCCAAUAUUUAAAAUAUGGCUUGAUAAUGAAAAGCAAAAAAUUCUGUGGCUGAGGCACUGGCCAAUCUGAAUGAAUGAUGGUCACAGGCAGUCUGGUCCAGAGUGAGUCCUGCACACUAAGAUACCGGAGGGAGAACUGGGAAUAACUCAAUUUAAGUUGACAGUGGUUGGUUUUAUUGCACUUUAUCUGUGUGUGGUUAAGUGGAUUUAAGGCUUAUCAAAUGAUUCUUGUGAAUAACCACAAAUUGAAGAUAAUUUAAUAAAAGCCAAAGUGAGCAAGUGGAAAAUGAUAGCGCCUUUUCCUUAACCUCCCACGAGUCUAUCCUUUCAAGAUAAAGUUACCAUUUUAACGGUGAGUGAGAAAGUGACUGCUUUUCUAAAGGAACUAAUUUUAUGGAGAGAGUAUUUUGAAAACUAAUAUUAAGUAGGGUUUUCACCAUUCGAUGAUUGCCCAAACCUGGAUAUCUGUAAAAACUUAUUUUUACACACUUAAUAGUAAGAAAUAUUCUAACCUAUGAAAAUAUUCCAACAAAGGGAGUUCUCUUGUGGCACAGUGGGUUAAAGAUCUGCCAUUGUCACUCACUGCAAUGGCUUGGGUUUCUGCUGUGGUGUGUUUUCAAUACUUGGCCUGAGAAGUUCACAUGCCAUGGGCACGGCCAAAAAAAUAUAUUCUAACAAGAAUUGUUUCUAUGGUUUAAUUUGUUUAAAAUAUAAAAAUACAACACCUUUCUGUUAACAUUUAACAACUAAUUGACAUCUGGGAAGAUUGCUAGUGGCAGAUGGGAUGGAAAAAUGAUAUUAUUUAGUAAAUCUACCAUUUAGGUAUCCUUUCAGUUGGAACCCCUUAUAUCCUUACUAUCCUAAGGAAUCGAAAUGUUUAUUACAACCACAAAAGGAAAUAAGAUGUACAGUUGUAGGAGUGGAGAGAAAAAAGUUAUUUAUUUUUUUAGCAUCUUCACGGCCGAACCUGCAGCAUAUGGAAGUUCCUGGGCCAGGGGUCGAACUGGAGCUGCAGUUGAGACCUAAGCCACAGCUGUGGCAACACUGGAUUAUGCCACAGCUUGCAGCAGUGCUGGGUUGAAUGAGACCAGGGAUGAAACUUGCAUCCUUGUGGAGACAACAUUGGGACCUUAACCUGCUGAGCCACAAUGGGAACUCCAAAAGAAAUAAAUUUAAAUUUUUCUGAAGGUGAAAAGACAAUACCUAGAGAACAAGUGAAUUGACUCAAAAAAUACUAGGGGUUAAAAUUUAGCUUGGUAUUGUUUCUUUCCUAAAUACAAUUCAAAAUAGAUUGAGAACACCUGCAUACUAUGUGAUUCCAUUGCUGUGACAUUCUGGGAAAGGAAGGAGAACAGAUCCAUGGUUGUUUAGGAGCUGGAGGCGGGGGGAUUUAUUAUACAAAGGAGCUCAAAGAAAAUUUUUUGAGUGAGAGUCUUGACUGGUGAUGUAUGUAUGUAUGCCUUGUUAGAAUUCACAGAAAUGUAUACUUUUAUAAAGAAAAGUGAAUUUUACGGAAUGUAAAUUAUAUCCUAAUAAACCAGAUUUUAAAAAGUA